This is a messenger RNA of Lemur catta (Ring-tailed lemur), 1919 nucleotides long. It is a transcript of the gene SLC25A35, whose product is annotated as solute carrier family 25 member 35. The record is from RefSeq and is a predicted model, not a curated record. Lineage: Eukaryota; Metazoa; Chordata; Mammalia; Primates; Lemuridae. The transcript has 5 exons. Bases 588 to 1490 code for a protein of 300 amino acids.
GGCUGGAGUGUGGCGGCCCGGUCUCUGCAGGUUACCGCGGGUGAAGCUGUCGAGGGCUCCGGUAGUUUCCUGAGGACACGCAUACCUGGCCCGAGACCCGACUUCCUUCCUGAAUUCAGAUCUCGUUGUUGUCCUGGGGACGCCACCGGAUCUUCUCCCGGAUCCUUUUCCUCCUUAACCUGCUGCUUUUCUUUUUCCUGCCUCCCCAGCUUCCAUCUCCCAACUCUGCUUUUCCCUCCUCUAUGCCCUGGGCCCCGGUAGCCCAAGCAUCCCACCUGCCACCUCCUGACUUUUCCCCCUUCUUGACCGCAAAUCCCUUGACCAACAGUGCCCCGCCAUAACCUUCUCACCACAGUCUCCUAAACUCCCCAUUCUUCCCUCUUUACCAGCUCCUGUCUCCCAAAUCCAGCUAACCCUUGAUCUCUUGACAUUUGACCCUGACACCCUUGACUCCAAACUUCUAAAUUCUAACCUUCUGAAGAUUGUACUGCUGAAACUGAGGUCUUCCCCUGACUUCCGACCCCCCUUUCUGAGACUCAUUUUGACUUUCUUACUCUUGGGCCAGUUCCUGCUGCUGCUAUUCCACCAUGGACUUCUUGAUGAGUGGUCUGGCAGCCUGCGGGGCCUGUGUGUUCACCAAUCCCCUGGAGGUGGUGAAGACCAGGAUGCAGUUGCAGGGAGAACUGAAGGCCCCUGGCACAUACCAGCGGCACUACCGAAAUGUCUUCCAUGCCUUCAUCACCAUCGGCAAGGUGGACGGCCUGGCUGCCCUGCAGAAAGGCCUGGCCCCUGCCCUCUUAUAUCAGUUCCUGAUGAAUGGCAUCCGACUGGGCACCUAUGGGCUGGUCGAGUCUGGAGGCUACCUGCACACGGCCGAAGGCAACCUCAGUCAUUCUCGCAGUGCAGCAGCUGGGGCCAUGGCUGGGGCCAUGGGAGCCUAUGUGGGGAGCCCCAUCUACAUGGUGAAGACACACCUACAGGCCCAGGCAGCCUCAGAUAUUGCUGUAGGACACCAGUAUAAGCACCAGGGCAUGUUUCAGGCGCUAACCCAGAUUGGCCAGAAACAUGGGCUGGUGGGGUUGUGGCGUGGGGCCUUGGGCGGCCUGCCCCGAGUCAUCACCGGUUCCUCCACCCAGCUGUGCACCUUUUCAUCCACCAAGGACCUCUUGAGCCAGUGGGAGGUCUUUCCUCCCCAGAGUUGGAAGGUGGCUCUGGCGGCUGCCAUGGUGAGUGGCAUUGCAGUGGUCCUGGCCAUGACACCCUUUGACGUGGCCAGCACAAGGCUCUACAACCAGCCCACAGAUGCACAGGGCAAGGGCCUCAUGUACCGGGGGAUUCUGGAUGCUCUACUGCAGACAGCACGGACAGAGGGAAUUUUGGGCAUGUACAAGGGUAUAGGUGCCUCCUACUUCCGCCUUGGACCCCACACCAUCCUCUCCCUCUUUUUCUGGGACCAGCUGCGCUCCCUGUACUACAUGUACACGAAAUAACAGCCACUCUCCCACACUCCACCAAAUCGGCACUCCUUGGACACUUGUGCCUCCACUACUAUGUCCUGGUGACUGACUACUGACCAGGUGACCAUUCAUCCAUCCAAAGUGGACAGCCAACCCCACUCCUCAUCUGUGUUCUCAGGGUUCAAUCACUACAAAGCAUAGUUUCCCUCCCUUCCAUGGGUGUUGCUUUAAACCUUCCCUACCCAUCCUCCUGUACACUUCACACUCCUCUCUCAGGGCUGAACCAGUCACUCCAAAGUGUAUUUCCUCCCUCUUCAUUGCCAGCCUUGGGUCCCUCCUGCUCCCAUGCACAGCUUUAAACUACCCCGCCUCUAAGACCAAAGGGAACUGGGGGACCUGUGUGUCUUGUUAGAUGCAAAUGCAUAGAGAUUAUAUUGGUUAUAAAGCAAGUUUAUUUCUGCA